This is a messenger RNA of Necator americanus (New World hookworm), 327 nucleotides long. RefSeq lists its product as uncharacterized. The record is from RefSeq and is a predicted model, not a curated record. The transcript is spliced from 4 exons. NCBI's taxonomy places the organism in Eukaryota, Metazoa, Nematoda, Chromadorea, Rhabditida, Ancylostomatidae. The coding region runs from base 1 to 327 and encodes 108 amino acids.
AUGCUUUUACUGAGAAUUUGUGUUUACAUGGGGAAAAAAUGCUCCAGAAUAAUAAAAUUCCUAAUCGAAAACGCGGUCGUAGCGGAGUGCAAAAUCUCUCGUAGAGUGCGACGGCAGUAUAAACAGAAGGAAGAAAAAAGAAGGAAUUUCGCACGAAUCAGAAAUGCUCCCGAUUCGUUAACGAUGGCGGAAAACAGGAGUGCAGAGGAGUUAGAAACAUCUACAGCAGCAGCACUGUUGGCGCUACUGCUGCGCAGCGAUAGAGCGGAUCAAAAUCGUCCUCGAUUUGACUCUGCUUCGAUAAAAAUCAAUCGUAGGGACUGGUAG